Messenger RNA from Exserohilum turcica Et28A, 411 nucleotides. RefSeq lists its product as uncharacterized. Gene Ontology annotation, cellular component: cytoplasm; cytoplasmic dynein complex. The coding region runs from base 1 to 411 and encodes 136 amino acids. The record is from RefSeq and is a predicted model, not a curated record. Gene Ontology annotation, molecular function: dynein intermediate chain binding. The transcript has 4 exons. Gene Ontology annotation, biological process: microtubule-based movement. NCBI's taxonomy places the organism in Eukaryota, Fungi, Ascomycota, Dothideomycetes, Pleosporales, Pleosporaceae.
AUGGCUUCUCAUUCACCGCUUCCCACCUCUGAGCUGCAGGACAUUGCUCAAACCGCCUGCGAACAAGCGAUUGGGUCCGCAGCGUCAUACGACCACAGCAAAGUCGGAGAGUGGAACAGCGAGAUCAUUCAAUACAUCCUCAAGACGCUCAUCAGCAAAACCACACCCAGCGACUCAUCCAGCCCAGACGCGCCCUCGCAACCCGCCUACAAAUACAUUGCCAACAGCACCGUCAUCCAACACCACGGCUCCACGCCCGCAGACAUCGAGAAGCAGGGCCGCCGCGGCAUGCACAGCGCUGUCGGCGCAUUCUGGAAUAACGAGAAAGACGGAACCUACACGUACAAGUGGGAGGCUGCCGACAGCAAGGGCAUGGACAUUGUCAUCACCAUUACCUGGAUUGCCAUCUAG